Bolinopsis microptera is the source of this 3688-nucleotide messenger RNA. RefSeq names its product alanine--tRNA ligase, cytoplasmic-like. Gene Ontology annotation, biological process: alanyl-tRNA aminoacylation. Bases 265 to 3360 code for a protein of 1031 amino acids. The transcript has a single exon. Gene Ontology annotation, molecular function: nucleic acid binding; alanine-tRNA ligase activity; ATP binding. The record is from RefSeq and is a predicted model, not a curated record. NCBI's taxonomy places the organism in Eukaryota, Metazoa, Ctenophora, Tentaculata, Lobata, Bolinopsidae. Gene Ontology annotation, cellular component: cytoplasm; mitochondrion.
UGGUGGUCUGUCAAGAAGUCAAGAAUGUGAAAUCUUCAUCAUCUUCAACACUUUCCACUGAAAAUCGUACUGGUUUUUGCUUUAAUUAGUACAGGGUGUGGUAGAACUAUAGCAACUUUAUUGAUUUCCGCGGUAUUCUGAUCAACCACCACUUCAAUUGAAAUUGUAUCAUGCCUGUUAAAAGUCUCAUUUUUCCUGAAUUACAUUUGAACUAUUUGUAUAGGACAUGAUCCUUCAAGAGGAAUAUUUCAUUAUGAACAAUUCAUGAGAUUCACAAUUUGUUCCAGGUUGACCGGAAUGGCGGGAUCCAUUUCUAACCUCAAUAGCUACUUGGCCUCUAGGAGCUAUAUCAAAGGCUACCAUUACACUGCAGAGGAUGACCAACUCUUGAAAGAAGCUCAAGUUAAUGCAGAUGGUGCACAUGUUAAAAGGUGGAUAUCUCACAUCACAAAUCUUCAGCAAAGCUCCGCCAAGCAUUAUGCUCCCAAAGUCCCAACAACAGCAUCUGAGAUAAGGAGGUCAUUUAUUGACUUCUUCAAAGAUAAGUAUGAUCAUACUGAGGUGCAUUCAUCAAGUGUGGUUCCACAUGAUGAUCCCACAUUGCUCUUCACCAAUGCGGGUAUGAAUCAGUUCAAGCCUGUCUUCAUUGGAACUGUUGACCCUAAUAGCGAUAUGGCCAAAUGGAAGAGAGUGGUGAACUCCCAGAAGUGUAUCAGAGCUGGUGGAAAGCACAAUGAUUUGGAUGAUGUUGGUAAAGACGUUUAUCAUCAUACCUUCUUCGAAAUGAUGGGCAACUGGUCAUUCGGUGAUUAUUUCAAGAAAGAGACAAUAACCUGGUCUUGGGAGCUGCUUACUGAAGUGUGGGGACUAGAUAAAGACCGUAUGUAUGUUACAUAUUUUGGAGGCGACGAGAAACUGGGAGUACCUGCAGAUGAUGAGGCCAAACAGAUUUGGUUAGAUCUUGGCCUGCCAGCCAAUAGAGUUUUGCCGUUUGACUGUAAGGACAACUUUUGGGAGAUGGGAGAUACUGGUCCAUGUGGUCCUUGUUCUGAAAUACAUUUUGAUAGAAUAGGAGGAAGAGAAGUGCCAGAACUUGUUAACAUUGAUGAUCCAGAUGUUUUGGAGAUUUGGAACUUGGUGUUCAUGCAGUUCAACCGAGAGCCUGACCAAUCUUUGACAACCCUCCCUGCAAAGCACAUUGACUGUGGUCUUGGAUUAGAGCGAGCAGUUUCUGUCUUGCAAGGCAAGGAUUCUAACUAUGAUACUGAUUUGUUUACUCCAUUAUUUGAUGCAAUUCAAGAAGCAACAGGUGCUAGACCAUACACUGGAAAAGUUGGAGCUGCAGAUGCUGAUGGAAUUGACAUGGCUUACAGGGUGCUUGCUGAUCAUGCCAGGACUAUCACUAUUGCUAUUUGUGACGGUGGUAUGCCUGAUAAUGUUGGAAGAGGAUAUGUUUUGAGGAGAAUUUUGAGACGUGCUGUGAGAUAUGCAGUUGAGAAACUUAAUGCUCCACAAGGCUUCUUUGCCACAUUGGUGCCUAUUGUAAAUGAAACACUGAAGGAUGAGUUCCCUGAACUGCUUAAAGACCCUCAGUACACCAUGGAUAUUAUCAAUGAAGAAGAGGCACAGUUCUUGAAAACUCUUAAAUAUGGAAGAAGGCUCUUUGAGAAAACAGCCAAUUCCCUUAAUGCAUCAACAAUUCCUGGAGAUGUUGCCUGGAGGUUGUAUGAUACAUUUGGAUUCCCACUUGAUCUAACAUGCUUAAUGGCAGAAGAAAAGGGAUUGGCUGUUGAUUGUGAAGGAUAUGAGCAGGCCAGAGCCAAAGCAAUAGAAAUGUCCCGUUGUGGUGGUGUAGUUGAUGACGAUAAGACUGACAUAGAUGUUCAUGCUAUCAGUGAAUUGCAGAAGUCAGGGAUCUCUCCCACAAAAGACGCUUUCAAGUAUAGUUACACAGCAAAAGAUUCUGGAGACUACACAUUUGAAACCAUCAGUGCUACUAUUAAAGCUAUUAGAUGUGGUCGUCAGUUUGUGCAAAAUGCCGAGUCUGGGGAGAGAGUUGGAGUCAUUCUUGACAAAACUUGCAUGUACGCCGAACAAGGAGGUCAGAUUUAUGACACUGGAUAUAUAACCAGCACUGGUGAUUCGGGUAUACUUGUUAAUAAUAUCCAAGUUAAAGCUGGUUUCAUUUUGCACAAAGGUAUCGUAGAAGGAAAAAUUGCAGUAGGGGACGAAGUUCAAAUAUCAUUUGAUGAAGGUAGAAGGAAGAAAAUCAUGAACAAUCAUACCGCAACUCAUUUGCUUAACUAUGGUUUAAGGAGACAUUGUGGAGAGGCAGACCAAAAAGGAUCUCUUGUAACUCAUGAAAGGCUAAGAUUUGAUUUUACUUCCAAAACUCCACUUACCACAGAACAGCUGGAAGGAGUCGACUCUGUUGUGGCUGAGUUUAUAAAGAAGAACGAUGUCGUUUAUGCACAAGAGGCUUCUCUUGCUGUUGCCAGAGAAAUCCAAGGAUUAAGAGCUAUGUUUGAUGAGACUUAUCCUGAUCCAGUUAGAGUAGUGUCUGUUGGGAUUGGUGUUGACAAAUUGGUGGCUGAUCCAACUGCUCCAGCAGGAAGUACGACUAGUAUUGAGUUCUGCGGUGGAACUCAUCUUCUUAGAGCAGGUCACAUGAACAAUUUUACUGUGGUCAGCGAAAAGCCCAUCAGCAAAGGUAUCAGAAGAAUAAUCGCUGUGACAGGAACUGAAGCAGAUGCUGCAAUCUCCAGAGGGAAUGCUCUCCAAGAACAAGCCGAUUUUCUUAUCAACCAGGUGAGUGGUGGAAAUUACGAGUACACUAAUAUCAUAAGUAAAGUGAACGCUCUGAUCCAGACCAAUGACAAAUCUACCAUUCCCGCCUGGCGUCAAGACAAGAUAAGAGAUGACAUUUCCUCUCUCAAAGCUAAGCUUGAUAAAGCAAAAAUCGAAGCAGAGAAAGCCCUUGUAGGACAGAAUUCCGCUGAAAUAAUCAAACUUAUUGAGAACAACAAAGACAGUGCCACGAUUGUAGAGGUCUUGUCAACAAAGGGAACAAGCAAGGGAAUCUCAGAGGGUUUGAAAGUGAUGAGGAAGAAACUACCAAAUACUGCGGCUGUUAUCUUUGCAGUAAAUGAUGAUAACGUAUUUUUCCACUGUUUGGUCCCCAAGAAGAUUUCUACUGCUAAAUCACUUCGAGCUGACGAGUGGGUGGCAUCUUUCUCAGGUCUCCUCAAUGCUAAAUGUGGUGGAAAGGAUCUGUAUGCUCAAGGAAGUGGAACUGGUGCUGGCCAGAUUACAAAUGCUAUCAACCUAGCGAAGAAGUUCGUUGGAGACAAAAUGAACUAGGAUUCUGUCCAUGCAUAAGGGAUUUAGCCUUUAGUUUGUUUUAGGUUUUUACAUUUUAAAAGUUUAUCGGGAUUCUUUUAUGGAAUUAUAGGCUAAUUUAUUAAAACCGCAGCGGUAUCAAGAUUGUUAAUUCUCUUGUUUAAAUAAGAGAUAUGUGUAAUCUUUUUCUGGUAAAACAAUAUAUUUAAGAGUUCUAAAUAUUUACUCAAAUGUUAGAACCUAUCUUUGUGCAACCAUGCCUGCAGUGUGAACUUCGAUAAGUGUUGAAAGUUUUCAUAUUGUUCUUUGACUCAUCUGUAGCCUUGUUUUUUCAAUUGACUUUCCAAGC